Thlaspi arvense is the source of this 564-nucleotide messenger RNA. The record is from the annotation of a GenBank genome assembly. Lineage: Eukaryota; Viridiplantae; Streptophyta; Magnoliopsida; Brassicales; Brassicaceae.
AUGAUUGGACUUCAUCCUCUUGAUCUUUCAGGUUGGUUCCUUGAAGGGAUCGAUUUCCCGAUUCAUAUUCCGGUUUUGGAGACAGAGACAGAGACAAAGACAGCGCCAGCAAAUCCUGAAACUUGGAUGAAAGAGAGAGUUUUUCACUUUACAAAGAAGAAAAUGUUAGAUCUCAAAGCUAAAACUAACGGAGAAAAUGGCUUAAGUGACAUGAAAAUCUCAUCUUUUCAAGCGGUUACUGCGCAUCUAUGGAAAUCAAUUAUCCCACACAGUGGCCUAAACCGAGCAAGAGAGACUUCUUGCAUAGUGGCGGCAGAUUUUAGGCAGAGGCUAAACCCUCCGCCUGAGAAAGAGUGUUUUGGGAAUGUAACCAAUAUCGGUAUAGCUACAACAACCGUGGGAGAUCUGGUUGAUCAUGUGCUUGGUUGGGCUGCUCUGCAAGCAAGAAAUGUAAAAAUCUCAAAGUAUGGUGUUGGAAGUAGAACGGUGAGUCAUGAGUGGCUUUGUGGCAGCCGCAAGCUCUCCUUGGUUGGGGUAAACCGGUCGCAGCCCGGUCAGGACUGA